AUGACCCCGGGCGUCGUUUCCGAGUUUGGUUUCGAACAGAUGCAUGCGCGAGUCAACCGCUAUGGGUGCGACCCUGAAGGCCUGAACAGAUGGGUUUUCGACCAUUUGGCGUCCAAUAGCACCCUGAGGGCAAACUGGUAUCGCAGGGACUGCCACUUCUUGCCCCAGUCCGCCUACGUCUACUCUUGGGAUGACGCCCUCAACCGCGUGAAUCGCUCGAAGAGGUGGUGCAAGCAUGUCCUGCGCUACUCCCGCCUGGCAGAGGACUUGAAUCGUUACUGGGGUAGUGUUGGGUAUCCUUUCCGCUUCGGGGACUUCCGGGCCGGCGGUACGACCUCCAAGGGUGGUUGUGGUAAGAUGAAAGGCCGCAACCUCACCGACUUCUCUAAGGGCCUCAUCGCUGAGGUGUACAAAGAGGAUAUGCAUAUCUUAGCUGAGCUUGAACAGGAGGCCGAGGACGCAGCAAUGGCCGCUGGGUUGGUAGCGCCAUCCAAGAGCCGUGCCAACGGCAAGCUACAGUAUGAAAUGGUGGAACUCGCGCGCGGAAGCAUACUCGUCGAGGAGUUCACGACCUCGGAGGAGUUUGAGAUUGAGUUCGGCGUGCUGCCCAGCAGCAUUCUCAGCAGCUCGUUCGGCAACAUCCUCCGCGUCACCACCUCCAGCGCCAACCGCGGCUCCGUGGGCGCCCGGUCGCCAUCGUUCGGGUUCUCGCGGAACAGCACCAGGCUGAUGGCGUUCAUGGGGCACCACGACAACCACGAAGCUCGGUGCGUCGCCGAAGGACCUGCUGGUGUGCUGCCUGUCGGGGACACGUCGCACGUCAAGGCACGCCUGAAGGACACCGUCUUCGCUGUGUUCGUCAACGGCUCCCUUGUGUGCAGUUUGCCUGGCUUUUCAAGGAAGUACGCAGCGUCGCACAGCGGCCGUCUCUGGGCCAGUGACCAAUUUGAUCCAGCAGCGGAAGCCCAGAUUGGCAACUUGACGUACCGCCCGCUCAGUAAAGAUAAAAAGGUCCACCUCCGUGUUGUGAUGUUAUGCGCUAGACGAGAAGACUAA
Molecule: messenger RNA, 1056 nt
Organism: Prorocentrum cordatum
Lineage: Eukaryota; Dinophyceae; Prorocentrales; Prorocentraceae
Source: the annotation of a GenBank genome assembly